AUGGAGACUUCUUCUAAGAGGAAGAGAGGAACACAGAUUGACAAAACUAAGGCGGACACCACUGUGGACGAGAAAACGACGAGCGACGUAAAAGGAGACUCAGGAUCGAGGAAGAAAAAGACGAAGAAAAAAGAUGCUACGGAAAAUACUAUGGGCACAGUAAUAGUUGAGGUAGACAACAAUGAAAAAUUGAUAGAGAAAGGGAAGAGCAUCAUUACGUCAAUUCGAGCUCGGAAAAGCCGUUCCCUUACUUCUCUCAAAAAGAAGAAAGCCAAAAAACCGCCGUCAGAGAAGUCAUCUCGAACAAGCCUCAUGCUCGCACUAGGACCACAAGUUCGCGAGAGAUCAUCUAGAAAAAGCGUAAUGUUGCCACCAUCUCAACAACCGAAAGAAGAAAAAAGUGUCCGAACGACAUCAAUCAGAGAACGUCUAAAACGUGGACUGAAAUCGGCCAUCAGUGCUUUUAGCAAAGCUUCCAUUGAAAAAUCUUUUCAAAGCGCAAAAGCUCGACUUGGAUACACUCCGCCGGCGGGGAGGGUCACUUAUGCCUAUCAAGACACAUACAUGGGCGGGGCUGAGGAGGAGGAGGAAGAAGAAGAGGAAGACGAAGAUGCGGAGGCAUUCGCAGAUACAAGCCAUCGUGAUGAUUUGAUACUAGUAACGACUAACAAUACAAAUGAUGGGGAGUUAUUUAAUGAGGUGAGAAUCAGCAUCAUUUCAACGGCUAUGGUGUAG
Molecule: messenger RNA, 735 nt
Organism: Haemonchus placei
Lineage: Eukaryota; Metazoa; Nematoda; Chromadorea; Rhabditida; Trichostrongylidae
Source: the annotation of a GenBank genome assembly